Messenger RNA from Mytilus californianus (California mussel), 3120 nucleotides. Its product is annotated as short transient receptor potential channel 7-like. Gene Ontology annotation, biological process: calcium ion transmembrane transport; manganese ion transport; regulation of cytosolic calcium ion concentration. Bases 116 to 2875 code for a protein of 919 amino acids. Lineage: Eukaryota; Metazoa; Mollusca; Bivalvia; Mytilida; Mytilidae. The record is from RefSeq and is a predicted model, not a curated record. Gene Ontology annotation, cellular component: cation channel complex; membrane. The transcript is spliced from 12 exons. Gene Ontology annotation, molecular function: store-operated calcium channel activity; inositol 1,4,5 trisphosphate binding.
CUUCCAACAGAUGACGUGAAAUGACAUUUUAUUGAAGGAUAGGAUAAUAUUGUUCGAAUCUAAUGAGGUUAAUGUCACGAUGACAGAGGAAAAUAGCUAAGCCACUUUAAAUAUAAUGGACAAGAAUAAUAAAGAAGAUAAAAACAUGGUGAAAGUUUUAGCAGAACGACUCCAACCAGGACUGAACGAGAAUGAAAGACAACUUUUGUCAGCAUCAGAACUUGGAGAUGAAGAAAUUGUGAAACAGUUGAUAGACCGCAGUGAAGCAAGUGCUGAGGUGUUAGAUUUUCAGGGGAGAAGUGCCUUAGAUCUAGCUAUUAUUGCUGAGGACGAAGGCCUUACUUCGUAUCUGAUUACAAAAGUUUCGGAUAAGUUAAUUCAUCAAGGACUGCUUUGUGCAGUUGAACAACAGAGGACACAAAUUUGCGAAUUGUUGUUGAAAAAUUCAUUGUACGAUUUAACAUCGACCAAUCGACAGGCGAGUGAACAGUUAAACUUAGUCUCCAUCACAGAAGACGGCGCGACGAAAAACAUGCGCCAAAAAAGCACUAAAUCAAAAGUACGAAUGAUGUUAAAGGAGGCACUGAUGCGAGCGUCGAUUAAAAACAAUUUCCAAAUCGUGCAGAUUAUAAUGUUAAAAGGAAUCUGCUUAGAAAUUCCCCAUGACUACUUUUGUUCGUGCAAGCAUUGUAUUGGUGACAGACAUAAUGAUUACUUGGGAUUCUGUAACCGUCGAUUAGAUACAUUUAGAGCUUUAGCAAGUCCUGCGUAUAUAAGUCUUACAGAGGAAGAUCCUGUUCUUGCCUGUUUUCAGUUAAGUAAAAAGUUCCGACACCAAAAGCAAAUUGAAACUGAAUAUCAGCAAAUCUACGACGAACUUGGUAAUCAAUGUGAACAGUUCACUCUAGACUUACUAGACGAAUGCAGAUCAUCGGAAGAGGUGAAAGUUUUGCUAUCUUCUCCGGUAAAGAGUAAAAUAGAAGCGAAGACCGAGAUACCUUACAUCAGCGAGGCCUUUCCUUUGCUUUUGACAGCAAUGCAAAUGGAACAAAAACAGUUUGUAGCACACGAGAAGUGUCAAGCACAAGUUUCUGAGAUAUGGUUCAAAGGUUUACAGGCAAUGAGGUAUCUGAAUAGAUUCCAGUAUUUAUUGCUGUCCAUCCCGGUUGGUAUGGUAAUACUGCCUAUUUUAUCAGUCGUGUAUAUAGUUGCACCAUGGAGUAAAGUAACAGUUCUGUUAAAUACUCCAUCGACAAGAUUCCUAAGCUAUACAUGUUCAUAUUUGUCUUUUCUCUUCCUGACCGUGGUCGCCAAAUUACAUUAUAGCGACAUGUGGAUUUCAUUAGCAUGCGAUGAUACACCAACCUCUGCCUAUAUUCUUAUAGUGCUGAUAUUUGCUUGGAUUCUAGGUUGGAUCUGGGAAGAAAUGAAACAAGUAUGGUCCUCUGGAAUAGAAGAUUAUGCCGGAUCAGUUUGGAAUAUUAUAGAUUCGUUAAUGCUAAUGUUCCUUCUAGCGUCCUUCACCUUAGACAUAGUUGUGCCAAUCAAAGUUGCGGAUGCGUUUACUACAAACCCACUUUCUCUGAAUGUAACAGGAGAACAAGUUAACCUGUCUACUCUCCUCCAUUGCUACGUAACGUCUGAAGUUGAUGAAGCUGAUGUAUGUCCAUCUGUUUCAUACUCCGUAGGAGUAUCUUGGGAACCAUCAUGGAUACCAGAUCCCGAGCUAAUCUCUGAUAUACUGUUCUCCUUUGGAAUAAUACUGAGUAUAUCGAGAAUUUCCUUUAUCAUGCCUGCCAAUGAAACAUUCGGAACCAUUUUAGUAUCAUUUUACCGAACAUUCACAGACCUAAUGAAAUUAUGCGGCAUGUUCUUGCUGAUACUUUUGGCGUUUUCUUGUGGCUUAGCAGGGUUAUAUGCUGCUCAUCGCUGUCAGACUACCACAUUUAAGGGUUUCAGGGCGACUUUAUUUAUGUUGGUAUGGUCUCUGUUCGGAUUUGGACCAGGAGAAGCACCGGAGCUGAACACGGAUGCACCAAUGAGUUCUUUGACGAACAAUCCUGCGAGGAACGUCUACACAGAAAAUCUCGGAUACUUGCUGUACGGGACAUAUGUCUUUGCUGCUCUGAUUGUCCUAAUGAACCUGUUGAUUGCUGUAAUGUCAGUUACAUUUGAGGAAGUACAGGAUAAAAGAGAUGUGGAAUGGAAAUUUAUGAGAACAGAGCUUUGGCUUUCAUUUAUAGAACCCGGAUGUCCAGUGGCUCCACCUUUCAAUAUUAUCCCAACUCCAAAAAGCAUUAUGAAAGUAGUUAGUUGUAUGAAGAAUUGUAUUUGCAAAUCUGGAUGUAAAUCUGAGCUUAAAAGAACCAGUAUGUUCAAAAAGAAAACAGAUGAUCCAUGCAAUGUUCGGAAGGUUGUGAUUUGUUCGUUGGUGAGGAGAUAUAUACUGCACGCAGAGCGAGAAAAGGUCGAAGAAGACGAUGACGCAACGGAAGACAAAUUAAGACGAUUAAUAGAGCUUGUUGCAUCAAAAAUUGAAAGUCGACUUGACGACAUUGAAAACCGAUUAAAUACAGUUGAUAACAGAAUCAGUGAUGUGUAUAAAGGAUCCAAUGAAAUCUUCUCCUUACAAAAAACUGAUAUGGGUCUUACAGAAAAGUUAAUUGAUGCGCAGGAGAAUUACAAAAAGUUAAUGCAUAAGAACUGGGAAGAGAAUACAAUGUUUUAUGAACGAAAACUUGAAGAAAUUAACGAGAUGAAAGACGAAAAGCUUCGAUUGGUAGCUCUAGGGAAAAUGACAGAGGCAGAAAGAAUAAAUGAUGAAAUGUUAGCCAAGCUAAUGACAGAAUUUGUACCAAAAACUACACUCAAAUGAUACAGGAAGGAUGUUAAUGUGAUAUAUACCAUAAUUGACUUUUUACGGUUGUUGUAGCAAUAAAUUUUGAUGAAGUAUCGAUUUAGCUACAAAGAUUGGUAACAAUAUGACAGUUAUAGUUUUAGAUAAGUUUAAGACGUGCACAAGGAAGUUGUAUGAGUCAAUUUGAAGAUCAAGCACAAUGCUGAUACAAUAUUCAUAUUGUUAUUGUUUUUUUUUAAAUAAAGAUAGAUAAAAAUCUCUAA